AUGUUGGUGUCGGUGUUGAUGGUGGUGUUGUUUUUGGUGGUGUUGGUGUUGGAGGGUGGCGGUGUUGGUGGAAUUGGAAAUGCUGGUGGCGAUGUUGAUGAUGGUGGUGGUGGUGGUAAUGUUGUUGGUGGUGUGGGUAUCAGAGUAGGGGGUGGCUUUAUGGUUGGAGGUGUUGGUGCUGGAACUGGUGGUGGCUUUAUUGUUGGCGGCAUUGGAAUUGGUAUUAGUGGUGGUGCUGGUGGUGUUGAUGGUGGUGUUGGUGAUAGAAUUGGUGGUGGUGUUUUUAUUGGUGGAGUUAGUGUUGGUGGAGUUGAUGGUGAUGGUGAUAUUGGUGGUGUUGGGGUAGAUGGUGGUGGUGGUAGUAAUGUUGGUGUUGGUGGUGCUGGAAAUGUUGGUGAUGUUGGUGUUGGCGGAGUUGGUGGCGGUUUUAUUAUUGGCGUGAUUGGCGCUGGAGUUGGUGGCGGCAUUGGAAAUGUUGGUGUCGACGUUGAAGGUGGUGGAGGUGUUGUUAGGGGCGUUGGUAUCGGAGCGGGGGGUGGUUUUCUGGUGGGAGGUGUUGCUGCUGGAACUUGUGGUGGGUUUAUUGUUGGCGACAUUGGUGUUGGUGUUGGGGUAGGAGUUGGGGGUAGGGUUGGUGUUGGAGUAAGUGGUGGUGUUUUUAUUGAGGGAGUUGGAGUUAGUGUUGGCGGAGUUGAUGGUGGUGGCGGUGGUGUUGUACUUAUUGGCGGUAUGGGUGUAAGAGUUGGUGGUGGUUUUAUUUUUGGCGGUGUUGGCAUAGACGGUUUUGGCAAUGUUGGUGUCGGUGCUGAUGGUGGUGCUGGUGUUGGAGUUGGUGGCGGUGUUGGUGGAAUUGGAAAUGCUGGUGGCGAUGUUGAUGAUGGUGGUGGUGGUGGUAAUGUUAUAGAUGGUGUUGGUAUCAGAGUAGGGGGUGGUUUUAUGGUGGGAGGUGUUGCUGAUGGAACUGGUGGUGGAUUUGUUGUUGGCGGCAUUGGUGUUGGUGUUGAUGUUGGUGGUGGUGGUGUUGGCAGAGUUGGUGGCGGUUUUAUUAUUGGCGUGAUUGGCGUCGGAGUUAGUGGCGGUUUCGACGUUGAUGGUGGUGGAGGUGUUGUUGGUGUCAUUAGUAUCAGAGCAGGGGGUGGUUUUCUGAUUGGAGGUAUUGGUGCUGGAGCUGGUGGUGGCUUUAUUGUUGGCGGUAUUGGUGCUGGUGUUGAAGUUAGGGGUGGGGUUGGUGUUGGAGCUGGUGGUGGUGUUUUUAUUGGUGGAGUUGAAGUGCUUUUAUUAUUUGAAGAAGUAGAGUUAUGA
Molecule: messenger RNA, 1302 nt
Organism: Papaver somniferum (opium poppy)
Lineage: Eukaryota; Viridiplantae; Streptophyta; Magnoliopsida; Ranunculales; Papaveraceae
Product: glycine-rich cell wall structural protein-like
Exons: 2
Coding region: 1-1302 (433 amino acids)
Source: RefSeq, a predicted model, not a curated record